This is a messenger RNA of Kluyveromyces marxianus DMKU3-1042, 1929 nucleotides long. RefSeq names its product histone acetyltransferase NGG1 (gene NGG1). The record is from RefSeq and is a predicted model, not a curated record. Gene Ontology annotation, cellular component: SAGA complex. Lineage: Eukaryota; Fungi; Ascomycota; Saccharomycetes; Saccharomycetales; Saccharomycetaceae. Bases 1 to 1929 code for a protein of 642 amino acids. Gene Ontology annotation, biological process: regulation of transcription by RNA polymerase II. The transcript has a single exon. Gene Ontology annotation, molecular function: transcription coactivator activity.
AUGUCGAGGAAUACUAGGAGAGGAAAGGGUGUAAGAGAACAGAAACGGGACGAGGCUGUUCUUCACGAACCCUCUAAUAUAUUGAACUCGAUGCUAAAAUCGUUAGACUUAACUUUCGAAAACGACAUUGGAUUGCUGAAUGGAAAGUAUGUGAGAUCUCUACCAGAAAAACCGAUACUACAGACGACGAAAUCCCAGCUCGAGAGUUUGGGCAAAUGUCUAGAGAAAAUUGCCAGUAAUGAUCAGGAAAGUAUCAAUUUGAUUAGACAAGUUCGAGAGGAAAUAAUUAGAAAUGAAGAAGAGAAACAGAGAGAGUUAGAAAAAGCAGAGAAAAGCCUGAAACUUGAAGCUGAAGCGUCGGAGACAAAUCCAAACUCUAGUACGCAAGAAUCAGACCAAGCGAUACCAGGAAAAAGGCUUAUUAAGGAGGAAGAGAAUGCUAAAAAAGGCAAUACUGAGGGCAGCGAUGAUGACCCGAGCCACUUCGAGAACAAUGAAGGUGAUGAAAGUACACAACUAUUUAAAAAACCAAGAUUGGACCGAGAUCAAAUAGAGAACGAUCCAUCUGUCAAAAAUCCUAAAUCAGAAUUUGUUGUUUCUCAAACCCUUCCAGCGGCAGCAAUGAAGUUGGGCUUAUUUCAUGAGGACAAAUUAGAGGCUACCGGGGAGGAAUAUCUAAAAAAGAAGUAUGGUGUUGUCAGUUAUCCGACAAACGAUUUGAAGGAGCUUUUACCUGGAGAAAUUCCUGAUAUGGACUUUUCAAAGCCAAAGCCUUCGAACCAGAUCCAAUUUAAUACCUUCCUGUCAUCUAUCGACGCAUUUUACAGAGAAUUCACGGAUGAUGAUAUAAAAUUUUUACAAAACAAGUUCAUUGUACCACAAAGCUUACAAUACGUGAAAUCCUAUGACCUCGAUGUUACCCCAUAUACAAUACCUAAACUUGGUCCUUUGUACACCGACGUUUGGUUGAAGGAGGACAAUAAUCAAAAUAUUGCAAACUUAACGCCACCACCUGUAAAUGAUCCUACUAGUAUUCUGCCGAAGAAAUCUGGUAAAGAACUAACCGAUUCGGCUUUAGAUACGGAAGAUAUUUCAUGUGGUCCAUUAGUAUCAAGGUUGUUGAGUGCAAUUCUAAAGGAUGAUGACACUAUCGCUCCCAAAGAGGAACUACAGGCAGUAUCUAGUUUGGAAUCAUCUGUAUCAACUCCUGUAAGUGAGAAUGAUCAUAUGACACCAUCUUCUGCUUCAUCAUACGGUAUAUUCAAAAAAUAUGGAGGAAUUUCAAAUACGUCAAACAUUGACUAUGUUUCGUUCGAAGAACGUCUAAAAAGAGAGUUGAAAUACGUUGGAAUUUACAUGAAUCUUCCAAAGGAGGAAGGAAAAAGCAAGGAAGAUCCUGAUUGGUUGACGGGAAGGGAAGAUGAUGAAAUAAGUGCGGAACUACGAGAACUUCAAAGCACGUUGCGUCAAGUUACAACUAGAAAUAUCAAGAGAAAAGCCGCCCUGAUACCUUUACUAGAAAAACAACUAGCGUGGCAAGAAUAUCUCACCAUUUUGGAAAAUUUGGAUAAACAAGUUGACCAAGCUUAUAUCAAACGUAUUCGUGCCCCAAAAAAUAAAAAGAAGAAACAACAUACCCCAGGUCCAGAAUCUCUUGUAUCCGGAUCUACUUCACAGGCUGCGAUUCAAGCAGCUCAUCAACAAGCCGCUAAUUCGAGUCUAAAGUCUCUACUGGAUAAGAGACAGAGGUGGAUUAAUAAAAUCGGUCCACUAUUUGAUAAACCUGAAGUAAUGAAACGCAUUCCCAAAGAAAGUGUGUUCAAAGAUAUUGAUCAAGAUGAAGAAGAAGAAGAAGCUGAUGUUUUCAGUAACAACAUAAAUGGCAAGGAUGAAGAGCUAAAUGAAAGUAUACAAAGCAAAGAAGAAUAA